AUGGACGACGUCACUGAGUUUCCGGCAUUAGCGCAAGCAAAGAGGCUCUUUCUCCGUCGUAAAUAUGCCGCACGACAGCAUGAAACAGGACUACACCAACAAAUCAAACUACCUCAAGGUGAUGAAAAUAUGAGUUCGAAAAACCCAAGAAGCGCUCAAACCAACCAGCAAAAGCAAACUCGAAUUGAUUCUGAUUUUGGAAGUCGAUAUUCUACAACCCUAGAAUCCAUCUUCUCGGAUGUCGAUCAACAUUUGCAGUUCAUUAGCAGCAACUUGGUGCAAAUUAACACAAUGGAAAAGCAGUUGUCACUACGGCUCAUUUAUCGAUUCGUCGCCAUCGCACUCGAAGCCGCAUGA
Molecule: messenger RNA, 357 nt
Organism: Plasmopara halstedii
Lineage: Eukaryota; Oomycota; Peronosporomycetes; Peronosporales; Peronosporaceae
Exons: 2
Coding region: 1-357 (118 amino acids)
Source: RefSeq, a predicted model, not a curated record